CCUCUUCCUCUCCCUCCUCCUCCUCCCACUCCCCCUCCUCUCCCUCCUCCUCGAUGUGACUGGAAAACACAACUAGUGACCUCACAAAGUACACCUCUGCCAGGUUUGCCUUCUCCCAUUCCAAGCACCCCAGGCCAUGAGCUCUCAAAUAGGCCUAUCACUGGCACUUUCUGGUACAAGGAAGCUGCCAGAAUCUGGUGUCACUCCAACUCAUCACAGGGUGAGACCCUGCGAGAGAAUCACUCUCUCAGCUUCCAAGAGGCCUCCUUCUGGAAAGACCCUAGACACAGGCUGAUAGAGGCUGGAGAACCCCCUUUCAUCAAUCCUGAUGUACAGGAGAUGCUGGAACUGCAGAUUAGCAAGAGGGUCGAACUAAAACUCUGGAAAGGGAGAGAGAAAGAUAGAUCAGCCCAUUCCUUGAGCUACAUGGGUGAUCUGCUGCAGUCGUGGAGCAGGGAGCAGGCCAUUACCUGCAAGCCAGAGCAGUUCUUAGGUCACCAGCAGCUCUUGUACAAGAAGGUCUUAGGGAACAACGUACAGCAGGACUGUAGGCAGCUUUUCUGGGGCCUCCCCUUUCUCCACAGUGAGUCCCUUAUGGUGACUGUCAACAUGGCAGGCUCUUCACUAGAUCCCCCCUCCAUCUUAUUCAAUGGACUCUCCACUUACAACUCAAUACAAGUUGAGAGGAGUGUACCUUCACAGCUCAUCUCUCCAAAGCCCUUGCUUCAACACUUGGUUGAAUCCCAACCGUGGGCUGAAAACCUCUCCUGGCCCUCUUCUCCAGUGUCUGGAAUCAAAACCCAGGCCUAUGACCCAUCCUCUCUCCCAAGCCAACCACCCCAUCCACCUCCAACUAAGGAUUGUAAGACUUCUUGCCCCACAGCUACAAGAUCCCAAUUUAUUGUCCCACCUGCUAUUCAAUGCCUAGAGAAAUACCUCUUGAAGAAGUACCAAGAAAGUAGGAACGGUUUACCUGACAUGGUUAAAAAGUCACAGGAAACCUUUAAUCAACUCACUUCCAACAGUCUGGCUUCCCAGGGACAGGGAUCUGUUCCCCACCUCCUGGAGGAGUUCUCUCACCCUGAGCUUGAGGAGCAGUGGGAACAAUACUUGAAUAACAGUUGUGGGAAACACGGGGGCCACACGAUCCAGCUGUCUCCCGAUCUGACAAAGGCUGAGGACAAACUCCCAGGUCAUGCAGAAGAUAAUCAAGGGACUUCAUGUUCCUCAGCACGGGCAGAUGAAAGCAGCCAGCAUCUACAGAGGCUCUCAUCAAAGGAUCCAGAGAUAGUCCAGAUAGUGAAGGAUCCAUGCAGGGAUCUGACAGACUCUCCAGGAGGAUCUCAGAGUGAGCUGCACAGAAUCGCAGAGAGAUCCCUAGACAAAGGUCUAGAGACUAUCUCUGCGACAGAGGUAGAAAACUGCUGUGUGAGACAGCCAAGUGACUCACCAAGUUCCCAGCCAGGGGCACCAGGAGAUCAGCAGCUCCAAGGCUUACUGAGAAGGAACAGUAGCGAGUGGGGGUGUUAUGAUGACAGUACGGUGCCUGUGGGCACUUGUCGUGAAACUCUUGUGGACUGCGAAAUGGUCCCUCCUAAAAACUCAGAGACACAUAUGGAAGACUCAGAGAGACCUAUGGAAGACUCAGGGACAUCUGUGGAAAACUCAGAGACAAAUUUUAAAAACCCAGAAACAAAUAUGGAACCUCAGACAUCCUUCAAGGACACUUCUACUGGGCUUUCCUUCCUAGAUCCCAGCACUCAGCAGGUACUGGACACACAUCUCACAAGACGCCUGGUGAAGCACAGAUGGAUCUUGCCCCUCAGAGGCCUCAAGACCAUACAACUUUUCAACAUGAGCAAGCCUGUAGCUUUGCCAUUUCCACAACCCCCAACUCCCUCUUGGACUUGCUGGGACUCUAGAGAUGACUCCACUGUCAAAACAGCUAGUAUCCUGGGAGAGCCUUUUCAGAAAGGCUUAGAAGAGGAUUUGAAAACAAAAACAGCUUCAGGUGCAAAGACCCCUCCUGCUGCCCUCUGCCUCCAACUUCCAAAUAGAACCCCACCUAAUGACAACUUAUGGCCCUCUGAGGUCCCUUCAACUGUCCAGAAGGACAAUGUGACCUCCUUGUGCACCACACACAACCCCAGCAAUAAAGUUCUAGGACGUCCGAAUGACAACCCGGAGUCAGGUUCAAACCCAGUCAAGAGUGGGUGUGAGCCACGGAAGAAUGAGGGUGUGGCCAGAGAUCUCUCCCGUGGGCUGUCUGUUCAGGAGAUCACUGUGGCCUCCCAGUUAGCAACUACCAGAGAAACGAGGGAGCUGGAGGAGGAGAAGGAGUCCUGUGGCUGGGCAAUCAACAUGGAAACCAGGGAGAUGGCAAACUCUCAAACUAACAAUGGAGGUCUGAAAUCCCUGCAAGCCAGUGAAGGGCAAUCCCCUUCCCAGACCACUUCCCAGGAUGCGGAAGAUUCAGCUCCCGGGAUCAUCCUGCAGGACUAUGCCACUGGCAUUUGCUUCCAAGGCUGCUCCCCAGACAUCCUGCUGGCUGCAGAUAUUUUAGCCUCCCAGCCCCCGCAAACUAGCUUCAAGACGGUGUCCACUACCAGCAUAACAUCCUCCAAGGACAUAUACCCUUUCUUGUCAAGAGGGAAUGUCCCCAAGAAUCCCAAACCUGAAAAACCAUGGACUUGCCAUAUCCUUGGUCCAACUGACAAAAAAGAAGACUGGAGGGGUCCCAGGCAGGACCUGUACCUUUCAGAGUUGAGACCUGCCCAAGCCUACAGAGCAGAUAUUCAUGAAAGCAAUCCCUCCCCUCUUACUGAAAAGACAUUUGGGGGCAGGGUAAAAAACUUUAUGAAAGACUUUAUGUCAGUUAUAACUACUAAAAGCCAAGUGCCGGAGAACUCCCUGCAAAAAGUCAAGGCCUCAGCAGCCACGCCCCAAAGUCAAGCCUCAGUCAUGAGCAGGGGGGUGUUCAUGACCCCACAGGUGGCUGAGGCUCAAGGCCUGAUGCCCUCUGUCAGGCCUAUUCUUCAGGAGAAAGCAGUGGUUGGCCCUGCCAGAUCAGCCUCAAAGAAAAGUUUGCACAGAGAACCACCCCAGGGUCCCGCGAGUCCACAUGUCUGUCUCCGCAGGAGUGCUACUGCAGAAAGAAGCGAAACACUCAGAAAUAAUCCCAAGGUACACAGCCGACCUUCCACACACAAAUGGAUGGACUACAACAGCCAGGCCCAGCUGUGCAGUGAAGCUGUGUGCAGAGCUAAUAAUGCCUGUCAGCACAGGGUCCAGUCACUGUGUGUCCCAGGCAUUCCUGUCCACUGUCCCCGGCACUGUCUCUGUAGAAGUGAAUGUCCCCAUUAAAAUUUUUUUUUCCAAAAAAAAA
Molecule: messenger RNA, 3385 nt
Organism: Mus musculus (house mouse)
Lineage: Eukaryota; Metazoa; Chordata; Mammalia; Rodentia; Muridae
Product: predicted gene, 38564
Exons: 1
Coding region: 340-3363 (1007 amino acids)
Source: RefSeq, a predicted model, not a curated record